AUGGCCACCUUCCAGGACAAAGACGAGCCGUUUGGAGCCGGUGGCUCUUUUGGGCCUGGAGACAACGUGGACUUGGAGCGCCGAGCUUCAACUACGACGGUUCAAGGUCGGAAGAUGAGUAGGAUCGCUCCUCCUCCACGAAACAGCUCGAUCGUGUCGACUCCAGAAGGAGACGACGAUGGUGUCAAAGACGAGUACGGCAAGCUUGUACAGAUGGAGGCGAACGACGCGAUCAAGUAUCGAACCUGUUCAUGGCAAAAGACUGCUGCUCUACUCUUCUCCGAGUACAUCUGCUUGGCAAUCAUGUCUUUCCCAUACUCAUACUCGAUCCUUGGUCUUGUCCCAGGGCUAAUCUUGACAGUCGUGCAAGCCGCAUUCGUCCUUUACACUUCGCUCGUUGUUUGGGAAUUCUGUCUUCGUCAUCCUGAAACUCGAGAUGUUUGUGACAUCGGACAGAUGCUCUUCUGGGGAUCCAAAUGGGCUUGGUAUUUCACGGCGGUCAUGUUCCUUCUGAACAAUACCUUCAUUCAGGGACUGCACGUCUUGACCAUUUCGCGAUAUCUGAAUACGAUGAGCGACCACAGCAUCUGUACAGUCGGCUUUGCCGCCAUUGGGGCUGUCAUAUCGUGGGUUUGCUCGAUGCCGCGAACGUUUAGUGCCCUGUCCAAGCUCGGUGCCGCGUCUGCCUUCUUCACGUUCAUUAGUGUCAUUCUCGCCGCCGCCUUUGCUGGCGCAGAGGGCAAACAUGGCACUGCCGGCUACAAUCCGGACCCCAACCACAUCAAUGCGAACGGGCAGAAGGUUGGUGGUGAGCCGUUGGUUCUCGCUGUUCCUCUCGCCGGCACGACUUUCGUGUCUGGCAUGAACGCCUUCUUGAACAUCGCCUACACGUUUAUCGGUCAGAUUACCCUCCCUAGCUUUAUCGCCGAGAUGAAGAACCCCUACGAUUUCCGAAAGGCCAUCUGGGUCGUGACUAUCUGCGAGAUCAUCGUGUUCAGCUUGGUCGGUGGUAUCGUGUAUGGAUACACCGGCACUCAAUACAACACUGCUCCUGCCUUCUACUCCCUGGGUAACGAUGUCUACAAAAAAGUCAGCUUCUCGUUCAUGGUCCCGACCUUGAUCUUCCUUGGUGUUCUUUACGCCUCGGUCUCUGCACGCUUCAUCUUCUUCCGCCUGUUUGACGGCACUCGCCACAAAUCCUCGCAUACCGUUGUCGGCUGGGCGUCUUGGGCCGGCAUCCUCGCCAUCACGUGGAUCCUCGCAUUCAUCAUCGCCGAAGUCAUUCCCUUCUUCUCCGACCUUCUCUCCCUGAUGAGUAGUUUGUUCGACAGCUUCUUCGGCUGGAUUUUCUGGGGCGUCGCGUAUCUGCGUAUGCGCUACGCCGACCUGGGCCCUGGGUUCUACAAGAAGAGAGGAAUUCGAGGAUGGAUCGGUUUCUUGGUGAACAUCUUUAUCAUCAUCGUGGGACUCUAUUUCCUCGGCGCGGGGACCUAUACGUCGGUUGAGAGUAUCAUCCUCGAUUACGAUGCAGGAAACGUCAAAGGUGUCUUUACAUGCGCCAACAACGGGUAG
Molecule: messenger RNA, 1572 nt
Organism: Exophiala spinifera
Lineage: Eukaryota; Fungi; Ascomycota; Eurotiomycetes; Chaetothyriales; Herpotrichiellaceae
Exons: 6
Coding region: 1-1572 (523 amino acids)
Biological process (GO): amino acid transmembrane transport
Cellular component (GO): vacuolar membrane
Molecular function (GO): amino acid transmembrane transporter activity
Source: RefSeq, a predicted model, not a curated record